This is a messenger RNA of Lampris incognitus (smalleye Pacific opah), 957 nucleotides long. Its product is annotated as hepatic sodium/bile acid cotransporter-like. The coding region runs from base 1 to 957 and encodes 318 amino acids. The transcript has 4 exons. Gene Ontology annotation, biological process: bile acid and bile salt transport. Lineage: Eukaryota; Metazoa; Chordata; Actinopteri; Lampriformes; Lampridae. Gene Ontology annotation, cellular component: membrane. Gene Ontology annotation, molecular function: bile acid:sodium symporter activity. The record is from RefSeq and is a predicted model, not a curated record.
AUGAACUGGACAGAAGGACUCUAUAAUGAACAGAAUAAUGGGAGCACAGGUUUUGGCAAACUCAUCUCCCCCACCAUGAACAAAACCAUCAACAGCUUCACAAUCUUGAUGCUCAUCAGCACUAUGGUGUCCCUCGGCUGCACCAUGGAGAUUUCCAAAAUCAAGGCUCACUUCCUCAGGCCAAGAGGGGUGGUCAUUGCACUAGUGGCACAGUUUGGCAUUAUGCCCCUGACUGCCUUUAGCCUGGCCAAAGUCUUUAAGUUAAAGCACAUCGAGGCCCUGACUGUGCUGGUCUGUGGUUGUUGUCCAGGGGGAAGCCUGUCAAACAUGUUUGCCCUGGCUCUGAAGGGUGACAUGAACCUAAGCAUCACAAUGACCACAUGCUCAAGUAUCACAGCCCUGGGGAUAAUGCCUCUACUCCUGUUGCUAUACUCUAAAGGCUUUAACAAUCUGGGCAGUGCUGUAUCAUUCACCAGUAUCCUCUUCUCUCUCAUUUUGACCCUGGUGCCAUGUGGCAUCGGCAUCACCAUCAAUCACCACAAACCGCAUUAUUCACCAGUCAUCCUCAAGGUUGGCCUCGGCAUCUGGCUGGUUUGCCUUGUGGUAGUAAGUGUCUUGUCUGGCAUGACCUUAGGGUUAACAAUAUGGAUAGUUUUUUCACCUCAUCUUAUGGCCGUGGCUGCCCUGAUGCCACUGACUGGCUUUAUAUUCGGAUACCUCAUCUCGAGCAUCUUCAAACUCAGUCCUCAAUGCUGCAGGACUAUCUCCAUGGAGACAGGCUGUCAAAAUAUCCAGCUGUGCGCCACCAUCUUGAAGGUGGCCUUUACGCCUCAGGUCAUCGGACCCCUGUAUCUCUUUCCCGCCAUCUACAUCGUAUUCCAGGGAGCUGAGGCCCUGAUUUUCAUCAUCCUCUUUAGAUGUUACCAGGCACUCAAGCCACCGGCAGAGGAUAAAUGA